CACUGUAACUCGGAUGUGCUGGUUGGAAGCUGACGUCCUAGGUUUGUGUCCAGGUCCCCGGGCAUCAUUCCCUCAACAAAGCGUGUGCACACUAACUGGUCUCUGCUGGCUAGGUCUCCGUGACAGUCAAGUCCAGCUACCAGUAGCUGGAGGGCGUGGAGAUAAUCCAGGAAACUUUCUCCUAGUAGUUGUCGACGGGAGAAUAGUUUGAGCAGGGUAUGUUGCGAGCUCUGCCACAAUACUCCCAGGUUUUCUAUUGGAUCGGG
This is a messenger RNA of Trichobilharzia regenti, 266 nucleotides long. The record is from the annotation of a GenBank genome assembly. Lineage: Eukaryota; Metazoa; Platyhelminthes; Trematoda; Strigeidida; Schistosomatidae.